AUGUCAGACCAAAGUUUGCUGAUCCUGUUUGGGAGCCAGACUGGGACAGCUCAGGACACAGCCCAGAGGAUCGCCCGACAGGCCAAGAGGAGGCGACUGCAGGUCAGGACCCUGCCCCUGGAUGGAUACAAUGUUGCCACAUUGAUUUCAGAGUCUACAGUUGUGUUUGUAUGUGCCACCGCUGGCCAGGGAGACCCACCGGACAAUAUGAAGAAUUUCUGGAGAUUCAUUUUUCGGAAGUCCUUACCUGCUGGUUCCUUGUGUCAGCUGGACUGUGCUGUGCUGGGGCUGGGAGAUUCCUCAUAUCCAAAGUUCAAUUUCGUGGCUAAAAAGCUUCAUAAACGCCUCCAGCAGCUCGGGGCCUCACUUCUACUUCCUGUUGGUCUGGCUGACGACCAACACGAUCUUGGGUCCGAUGCAAUGAUAGAUCCUUGGCUAUAUUCAUUUUGGCAAAAGUUUUAUUCCCUGCAUCCUUCUUUAAAAGCACUGCCCUGUCUAAAAGAUGAUGAAAUGCUUCCUCCGACAUUUACUUUUGACUUUCUGCAAGGUGACACUGAUGUGGCAAAGCAAGCACCUCCUACGGAACAGACUGUGCCUUCUUCAUUAUGUCCUUUUCCUGCAAGACUUCUGUCCAAUACAAGAGUGACUGAUGUGUCGCACUUCCAGGAUGUGCGGCUGUUUGACUUUGAUAUCAGUGGGUCCAACAUUGAGUUUUGUGCUGGUGAUGUGGUGAUGAUGCGCCCUUGUAACACAGCGGAGGACGUGCAGCAAUUUUGUCAGCUGCUUAAUUUGGAGCCAGAGUCCAGUUUUACUCUUAGACCAACAGGAAACACAGAAGUCCCUGUGAGACUUCUUGAGCCCUGCACUGUGCGCCACCUGGUGGAAACAUACCUCGACAUUGCUGCUGUGCCUCGACGAUCCUUCUUUGAAUUACUAUCGACUUUUGCUAAAGAUGAACUUGAGCGAGAAAAACUGUUAGAAUUCAGCUCGGCAGCGGGACAGGAGGAUCUGCACGCUUACUGCAGCCGCCCCCGCCGCACGGCCCUGGAGGUCUUGGCUGAUUUCCCAAACACCACUGCAGAAAUUAAAGUAGAUUAUCUUCUGGAUCUGUUUCCGGAGAUCCAGCCUCGGUCUUUUUCCAUCGCAUCAUCCCUAAAGGCUCAUCCAAACAAGAUCCAGAUACUUGUAGCUGUGGUUCGUUACAAGACAAAGCUCUACAACCCCAGGAGAGGCCUCUGCUCAAACUGGUUGGCUUCACUCGACCCACAAAAAGAGGUGAACGUGCCGUUGUGGGUGAAAAAAGGCUCACUGAAGUUUCCCAAAGACAUGGAUACUCCGGUCAUUAUGGUGGGGCCUGGGACGGGGGUAGCUCCUUUUCGGUCGGUUAUACAGGAAAGGAUAGCUGAGGGAAAAACAGCCAAUGUUCUUUUCUUUGGGUGCCGGUCUGAAUUUAAAGACUUCUAUUUCAAAGCUGAAUGGGAGGAGAAGGUCAAGGAGGAGCAUUUGACCCUCUUCACGGCCUUCUCUCGAGACCAGGAACAUAAAGUCUACGUUCAACAUCGGAUAAGUGAAAAUGCUGAAUUAUUGAUGGACUUGAUGGUCAAUAAAAAUGCAUACUUUUAUAUUGCUGGAAAUGCCAAAGAGAUGCCCAGUAGUGUGUGUGACGCCUUGAAGGGGGUGUUUCAAGAGAGAGGUGGAGUUUCGGCUCCGGAGGCAGAGCAGAUGCUGGCGGCUCUGGAGAAGUCGGGCCGUUUUCAGACCGAGACCUGGUCCUGA
Messenger RNA from Knipowitschia caucasica, 1776 nucleotides. The record is from the annotation of a GenBank genome assembly. Lineage: Eukaryota; Metazoa; Chordata; Actinopteri; Gobiiformes; Gobiidae.